GGGUGAAUUAGAAUAUAAUCUCAAAUAUGAAACAUGUGUAUACAUAUAUGUACAUGCAUGUAAUCACACAUAAUCAUUUACAACGCCACCCAGAGCAUCAGUCUUAUUAUCACGAAUCAACAAGAUGGCUGGUACCACGGCGCCUAACCGAACACCCGAGAUCAAAUACACACAGAUUUUCAUCAACAAUGAAUUUGUAAACUCUGUAAGUGGGAAGACGUUUCCAACAUUGAAUCCUUGUACAGAAGAGAAGAUUGCAGACAUACAGGAAGGUGAUAAGGAAGAUAUUCAGAAGGCUAUCGAUGCAGCAAAAGAAGCGUUCAAACUUGGAUCGCCAUGGAGACGUCUAGACGCCAGCAAACGUGGAGCCUUAUUGGACAAGUUAGCUGAUUUGAUUAUGCGAGAUGCCGAGUACUUGUCGAGCCUUGAGACCCUGGACAACGGGAAGCCUUAUACGAACUCAUAUCCAACUGUUGUUGCUUCUGCUAGUAGUAUCAAAUAUUUCGCUGGAUGGGCAGAUAAAAUUCAAGGCAAAACCAUUCCCAUUGAUGGAGACUACUUCUGUUACACCAGACACGAGCCGGUUGGAGUAUGCGGCCAAAUUAUUCCGUGGAACUUCCCCAUUCUUUUGAUGAUGUGGAAAUUGGCCCCAGCAAUAGCCACCGGUAACGUGGUUAUAAUUAAGCCAGCCGAACAGACACCUCUUACAGCUCUUUACGUUGCGGCCUUAGUCAAGGAGGCAGGAUUUCCCCCGGGGGUUAUAAACGUGGUCCCUGGGUACGGCCACACUGCAGGAGCCGCUCUAUCCGGUAGCAUGGAUGUGGACAAGAUCGCUUUCACAGGUUCUACCGAGGUCGGACAUCUGAUAAUGAAGGCCGCGGCAGAAUCUAAUCUGAAACGUCCAACGCUUGAACUUGGAGGGAAAAGCCCCAAUGUGAUCUUUGCUGAUGCCGACAUGGACGCCGCUGUAAUGUGGGCGCACGAAGGAGUCAUGUAUAAUUCUGGGCAGGUGUGCUCGGCUGCGAGCCGCACAUUCGUGCAGGAGGAUAUCUACGAUACCUUCGUCCAGAAGAGUGUGCAAAUUGCCAAAGCCAGAAGUGUGGGAGAUCCUUUCGAUGCAGCUACGAAGAACGGCCCGCAGAUAGACGAUGAACAGCUAAAGCGAGUCAUGGAAUUGAUUGAAUCUGGGAAGAAAGAAGGAGCCAAAUUGGAGUGUGGAGGAGAGAGACUGGGUGACAAGGGUUACUUCGUCACACCUACUGUCUUCUCAGGAGUCCAAGACGACAUGCGCAUAGCAAAGGAAGAGAUUUUUGGACCGGUCCAGCAAAUCAUUAAGUUUAAAACGAUGGAUGAGGUGAUAGAAAGGGCAAACAAGACACAAUAUGGUCUAGGAGCUGCUAUCUUCACCAAGGACAUCGACAAGGCAUUCACAUUCUCUCAAGCUGUUAAGGCCGGAACUGUUUGGGUCAACUGCUACAACAUCAUCAGUUACAUGGCUCCAUUUGGUGGAUUCAAGAUGUCAGGACUCGGGCGUGAACUAGGGGAGUAUGGUCUGCAACAAUAUACAGAAGUGAAAAACGUGGUGGUGAAGAUUCCUCAGAAGAAUUCGUAAAAACACCAGUUGUUUCCGUACAGAUGCCAAGGAUAUCAUAACAAACACAUUGUUAUAUAGCUCAACACCAACAAAAGUUGGCUAUAAACGUUUAGUACUCACAGGAAGGCGGAGAUUAAAUAUCUCGUAACAUACCAGGAACAGAUUUCAUUAGUCUUUCUCUUAUUUGUAUUUUAAAUGUUUCAAAUAAAAAUUCUUUGUUUUUAUCAUUA
Pecten maximus is the source of this 1824-nucleotide messenger RNA. RefSeq names its product aldehyde dehydrogenase, mitochondrial-like. NCBI's taxonomy places the organism in Eukaryota, Metazoa, Mollusca, Bivalvia, Pectinida, Pectinidae. The record is from RefSeq and is a predicted model, not a curated record. The coding region runs from base 125 to 1612 and encodes 495 amino acids. Gene Ontology annotation, molecular function: aldehyde dehydrogenase (NAD+) activity. The transcript has 14 exons.